AUACAUUGGCUAACGGGGGAUUAAUAAUGCUGGCGUCUUGAUUGAAGUUCAGAUGCUCUCUCUGGCAAAUGGAAGGUGGGGAAGGAGAAGGGAGGCAGGAGAGAGUGACGGAGAGGGGGGGAGCAAACGAGCGGAGAGUUGCAAAGACAGAGGAUGAUGAGGGGUUUUCAGAUGAGAGCCGAGGAGAGACAGAUGGGGAGAGGAGAGGGAAAUAGAGAAAGGGAGUUAGAGCAGUGAGAGGGAGUGGGAGGAAGAAAGAGCAAGGAUAGGAGGCAGCGGCGCAGUGCAGUGCGGGGGAGAGAGAGACAGGAAAGGAGAGAGAGAGACAGAGAGAGAGAGAGAGAGAGAGAGAGAGAGAGAGAGAGAGAGAGAGAGAGAGGGAGGGAGGGAGUGAGAGACGGGAAGCCUCCAGUGCUACUGAACCAGUGAUACGCAGGCAGGCAGACAGAGAAGACGAGGAGAGUGAGGCCAUCGGCAUCUCCAAGGCCGGCCCGAUGAGGGGGUGAGGGGCUCAAUAGCACUACAACGGAGAGGAUAGUGGGAGGGGAAGCAGCAGGAGAGGGAGAAGAAGAAGGGAAAAGAGGCAGGGCGAUAAAAAACAGGAGCAGGCUUCAUCAGGGAAAGGGGAGUAGAUGGGUGGGAUCUGAGCCGAGCUGGGAAAAAGCGGAUAAAAGUUUUGGAGAGAGAGUAGGAGAGGGGAACAGAGACUUAAGACGGAGCGGAUAGAGUCUAUGUUGAUGGCAAAGGUAGGAGGAGAUUCAUGGAAAAAGAGGAGGAAGCUCUCUGUGUCUCAGGAGUCCUCCUGUACCUCUUCUGCUUCUUCAUCUUUCUGUGAGGCUGCUGGACACCCUCCAUCACCAUGUUCUCUGACAGCAGGGCUCCAGCGCCUGGGGAGCAGAAAGGCUUCAAGCCGCACGCCCCUCACUUCAUCCCAUGGCUGCGCAACAGUCUGAAGUCCCACCACAGCAGUGACCUGGGGCUCAACAGGCCGCAAAAACCCAACCCUGAAGCCCCCGGCAGCCUGACCCCGCUGGAGAAAGCCAAGGGGAUCGGUUUCUUCUCCUUUCCAGGAAAGGGCCGUACAAAGAAGGGGGACUUGCGGUGCAAUGGCGUGGGGAUGGCGAAGAUGCUGCCGGUGGUGCUGAGGGGGCCCCACAUCCUGCCAGGGAGUCUGGGGAAGCAGAGGGAGGAGAGUCCUGUCAGGUGGAACCAAUCUCCAGAUUUAGACCCAGACCUCAACGCACAAAUCAGCCCAGGGGAUGGGCCACAGGGUCCGGUCAACAGCUUUACUUCUGCCAAGGAGAACCACACAUUGGUGAGGAACUACAGUGGUCAGCUGAGCCUCCUUCACUCACAGAAUGACAGGACCAGCACCUCAGCGAAGAAAUACGGGCCCCUGGUGGUACCCCCUCCGGUUCCUGUUCCCGCACUGCUCGUUGAGGAGCCGAACUGUGAGGUGCCUGUUGUGCUGUGUAUGGAGGACAGGAGGGAGAAGGUGUGGGACUACGCCAGCCAAACCACUUACCGCCAGAGAGACCUGCACUCAUCCAGCUGGGUCAGCCCAGACACUCAGGGACUUAUCGAGAGGCACGGCUUCAGCUCCAGCUUCAGCUACAUCAAACAACAGAGCAGGAACUCCCAGAGCCACAGAGACCUGACAGCGCUGAGAGAACCACCUGUGGAGGGCUUCAGCGGGCCCCUCAACGGAGUCAUCUUCUCCACCGAGGUCCCUCAUAGAGGCCUGGGCUGCACCACGGUGCUACGACGCCCCAGGAAACCCAGGCCGGUGUCGGAGCACAUCGCCGUCCUGGGCCAGAAGCAGACGUCAGUCAGGCGCAGACCAAAGAGUGAAGGGGAGCCGGGGAGGAAGGAGGCGGGCUGCAGCAGGAAGGCAGUUCGAAAUCAGAUCAAACGGGUGGUGGACAACCUGGAGCAGGUGCUCACAGCGCUGAGGGACGUGCACCAGGAAAUGAGAGAGGUGGUGCAGCAGAUCGACUAUCUAACCUCGUCCAUUGAUCUGAACGAGGAGGAGGAGGAGCAGGGCACUAGAGGAGGCGACAGGGCCAAGCCUCCCAGCGACAGCAGCUCCAGUUCGGACUCCGAGGUGACAAUAUGCAGCACCCGUCGGAGGCCCUCAGAGCCUGGAGAGCAGCCAGGAACCACUGACUCAUCUGGCACCCUCAGGAGAGGUCACCAUAGCAGGGGCCAGUCUCCACCCAGUGUGCAGCUGUGCCCGGUGUCCUCAUCCGAGAGGGGCCGAACUCUGCGCUUCGCCUGCACUCUUGGGUCUUCUCCCAGAAAAGGUGGACUGCUGCCGUACAGCAAUAACCCCCCCUCAUCUGGUCCAAGUCAACUGCAGAACCUCACUUCCCAUGACCUUACGCUGCAUCCCCAAAGAAACCUCCCCGUCCGACCUCCCACUCCUGGUCUCUCCCCCCUCACAGUAAACCUCCAUUCCUCCAGAAGCCCAGUUUCUCGGCCUCAAUCCCCUGGUCCAUCCUCCUUCAUCAGGGUCAGCCCUGUCUCCCCUCCCACCCCGCUGUCUCCAAAGCCUCACCCACCCCCUGCCCUCAGCCCGUCUGUCAUCAUCGAGACCAAAGUAGGUUCUUACCAGACCCCACAACGCGACCACCCAUGUGCUGGCUCGCUCCCUCCAUCAUCGGCCCAGCCUCCAUCUGCCAGCUGCCCACCCACAGACUCACAAACUCAAACGGCGACCAGCGUUGAGAGAGAGAAGCGAGCGUCCUCAGCGGGGCCUGUUCACGCAAAGUCACAGGUGUGCACUGCCUCUGCAGCCCCAGCUAAACCAUCAGUGGCGCAAGGUCGCCGAGGUCGCAAACCUCCACCUUACCCCCACCACAGACUCUCUGACCACACAAAGAAAGUGAAGGAGACCCGCAAAGCGCCUCCGUAUCCAGAGAAAAGAAAGCUGCUCUCGACCACGGUGUGAGACAAGCAGCAGGAGUGGGAGGCCGAUCAAACUGAGCCACAUUCAAAGCACCAGCCACGGAGUCUGCAGGAGCGAGGAGUGAUUUAAGGGCUCGCCAAGUUAAACUAAGACCAAGUUUCCAAGGUGACAGGACAGAGCUGCAACUCGGGGAUAUGGACGUGGGUACUUCCUGAUGUGACGUCUUGAUGGGGACAAAAAGGGACACACAACAAACAUCCCAGUUGAGCACUUCCUCAACUCCAGAGGACAGACGAGAGAAACCAAACCGAGGCCAAACAAGGGCUCAGAGCCAGAGCAGGAGGAUGGAACAUGUGCUCUCAAUGACAGAGUGACACUACUGUCCUUGCUGCGGGAAGGAGGCGUGUCAAGGUGAACUUCACUGAUGACCACAUCCGAUACGCAGACCUCCACUGAGUGACUGAGCUCAGACACAGUCCAGACAUUAACCUUCCAUAAAACAUUACGUGCAGAGACACGACUAUUCAGAGCCUGACUUCCAGGACAAAUAAAGUUUUUAUUUUUUUCUUAAUGUCUUUGUGUGUGUGUGUUGGUAUGAGCCAGUGCGGCCCGAUGCAUCAUUAGAGGACAAUGGAUUUAAAAUGUACAGCAACAUGGGGAGUACAUAAUUGGUUUCCAUGGAGACAUAAGUUUGACAGGAGGGGUUGUUAAGUAAAGCAAAAGACACGUCCAAAGUGCGAGGGACGACAUGUUUUAUUCAAUUGUGCUCAGAACUUCACAGUGCAGAGUUACACUGCUCUGUCUCUGAUGAUGUGAGGUGACAUUAGUGUGUAGGAUUUAGUGUCAUCUAGUGGUUAAGUGUCAUUUUACAGCCAAACUAAAUACCCCUCACCUCAACCUCCCCUUGAACGCAUGUGGGAGGACCUACAGUGAGCUCAAGGUAACAAAUGUGAAAGGUCAUCACCUCUAGAGCCUGUGUUUGGUUUGUCUGUUCUGGGCUUCUGUAGAAACAGGGUAAACUCCCAAUGUAGAUUUAAAGGGCUCAUUCUAAGCUGAUGAAAACACAACGUUGCUUAAUCAUAUUUGAUUUCU
Molecule: messenger RNA, 4000 nt
Organism: Hippoglossus stenolepis (Pacific halibut)
Lineage: Eukaryota; Metazoa; Chordata; Actinopteri; Pleuronectiformes; Pleuronectidae
Product: bromodomain-containing protein 4B
Exons: 4
Coding region: 860-2950 (696 amino acids)
Source: RefSeq, a predicted model, not a curated record